CGUGUGCGAGGAGGAAGAAGAAGAAAGCGCUCUUGAGAAGAAGCUGCGGGGAGCAGAAUAUGCGGGCUCACAUUGUAACCAUUGCAGUUCUCUCUCUUAUUCCAAAGACGUUCACGUGGACGUCGGACAGCCUUAAUUGCACAGGAUUAUCCCAGGGUGUCUUGAAGGAAAUCCGUGGCUACGCGCCCACAGCAAAGAGGAUCAUAGACCAUGUCUUGUCAGGACCGGGUAGGGGAAAAACGUACGACGACCUCGCACUGUUUGUGGACAAGUUUGGCCACCGACUGACCGGAUCAGAGAGCCUGGAAAAUUCCAUCGACUACAUGGUCGAUCUGCUCGAGAGGAAAAACUUGAGCAUGGUGUGGACGGAGAAUGUGACCGUGACCCCUUGGGUUCGCGGCACCGAAGUCGCCUGGAUGACCAAGCCCAGGAAGAAAUACUUGAAUAUAUUGGGUUUGGGCGGCAGCAUAGCCACCGGACAGCGAGGCAUCACAGGUCGGGUUCAUGUGGUUUCGACCUUUGAGGAGCUGAACCAAACUGCUUCAGAGGCGUGUGGCAAGAUCGUGUUGCUGAACGCGCCUUUCGUCAAGUAUUCGGAGACAGUUGUGUACCGAUAUCAGUCCGCUGCUGCAGCUAGCCGAGCCGGAGCCUUGGCAGUUCUCAUUCGUUCCAUUAGUCCUUUCUCCAUCGACAGUCCUCACACCGGCAUUAUGGAAUACGAGGAAGGAAUAAAGAAGAUACCCGCUGCAGCUCUGUCCAUCGAGGAUGCAGAACUCAUAGAAAGGAUAUCGAAGAGAGGAGAAACUGUCGAAGUUCAUCUGUACAUGGAAGCAGCGCUUAAAUCACAAACCGUAUCCCGAAACACCAUUGCUGACAUCAGGGGCAGAGAAAAACCGGACGAGCUGGUCCUUGUCUCGGGCCACCUCGACAGCUGGGACGUUGGUCAAGGUGCAAUGGACGACGGCGGGGGAGCUUUCAUAUCCUGGAGGGCACUCGAGACCUUACGUGAGCUAGACCUGACACCGCGGAGAACCCUUCGGGUCGUCCUCUGGACGUCCGAGGAGCAAGGUUUGAUUGGAGCCAAGGCUUAUUUUGACGCACAUUCCAAAGAGCCGUACAGCAUCGUCAUGGAGUCAGACCAUGGCACGUUCAAACCUCUAGGACUGACGUUUUCGGGCAACAGUACAGAUGCUCAGUGUAUCGUGCGGGAAGUUGUUUUCCUAAUGGACUCCAUGAACGCGACGGAGCUUGUGGAAGGCGAUACGACACCGGACCUCAAGUAUUUUGUUGAAGCGGGUGUUCCAGGAGCUGGGUUACACAAUGAGAAUGACAAGUACUUUUACUUCCACCACUCCCAAGGCGACACAAUGACGGUACUGAAUUCUACAGAGCUGGACAUGUGCACUGCUUUGUGGACUGUCUCAUCCUACGUGUUCGCCGAUAUGAGCAUCAUGUUGCCGCGAUGAGGACAGCAACCUUCCAGCUCCGAUUGUUUGCUUGAUGACAAUGAUCUCUGCAUAGUAGCAUGAGCGAAUUUGUACUUUUUUUCUCUUCACAAAUUAAAAGCACGGUCGGAGGCAAUUCA
Molecule: messenger RNA, 1585 nt
Organism: Ornithodoros turicata
Lineage: Eukaryota; Metazoa; Arthropoda; Arachnida; Ixodida; Argasidae
Product: carboxypeptidase Q-like
Exons: 4
Coding region: 60-1466 (468 amino acids)
Biological process (GO): proteolysis; peptide catabolic process
Molecular function (GO): metallodipeptidase activity
Source: RefSeq, a predicted model, not a curated record